Molecule: messenger RNA, 1412 nt
Organism: Chaetomium fimeti
Lineage: Eukaryota; Fungi; Ascomycota; Sordariomycetes; Sordariales; Chaetomiaceae
Exons: 3
Coding region: 433-948 (171 amino acids)
Source: RefSeq, a predicted model, not a curated record
AGCUGUUUCAAUCCGUGCUGGGGUGAGAUGGUUCGUCCCGUCCGUCAGGACGACAUCGACACGGUAACUAUUCGUACCUAGUGGAGGUCUCUUUUUUUUUUCUACUCCCAUCCUUGAUAUCUCAGCACUUUGGGGCGCAUGUGCUGAAGUUCAGUUUGACUCGGAUCGCCCGCGCUGCUGCAACGUGGAGCGGCUGCCUUCUAACGGCGGUAUUUGGUGCCCGUUGCCUCGGGGGGUUUGGAGAUCGUCGUCAGUUUGGCCGCUCGGCACGCCAUGUGCCAGACAGCCGCAGAUCUCUGCUGACACGGUAUCUUCACUUGUUGCUCGUGUUGACAAGGGAAAGCCUAUUUUUCCGUUUCUUUUUCUCUUUUCUAGCGUAGCUCCCCGCCGAGGGCUUAAUACAUAACUAGCAUCAAGAGAAAUGGUCGAGAGAUGGGGGCAAUGAGGACACAUGGCAUCUUCAAAUAUCGACGAACGUUGAAUCAACCUGCCAACGGAUUUGCUCCCAGGACCCUUUCAUCCUUGGAACUUUUCUUGGUGUCUUGGCUGCCGCUUGGGCUGCGGCGUCGCAGCCGGGUUGUUUUCUGGGAUUCAUUUGAUGUUGGAGGGGAAAGGGGGGGUGAAUUGUCGCAAGCUCCAAGUCUCUUUUUCUUCUUGUUUUUAAUUUUUAGCUUAUUCUCAUCACAGCAAACCGCGGCUCGGGAUGGGUCUCUGCAAGGGAGGAAUGAGAUUGGGGAAGCGGGCGGGAAGCAAAGGCGACGCAAGCAAAGCAAGCAAGCGGACAAGCGAGUGGGGCCCAUCCCAUGCCGGCCAGCCGUUCAGGUCGGCCUGUGGCCAAGGGGGCGGGCGAGCGAGCCAGCGGCGUGCCGGCCCUACCGGUCGGUCCACUCCCAACGUCCCCCCAAGAAAGUGAUUGCUCGCUCGCCUGUCGUUCCUUGUCCCCCAUAGGUACGCCCUCGCUGGCUGGCUGCAUGGCCUGGCUGUCACGCUUCGGGCCAAAAGAAGUGUGACUUGGAUCAUUGAGAGGCGUGAGAGGCUCGCCAAGUGAGGGUGGCUUCAGCCACUGGGCGUGCUGAUCGGGCAAUUCGCGGGGCGACUGGUCAGGUUGUUGGUGUGAGCUCAUGCAUGUUUCUGAUCGGCCAGCUGCGGGAGGGUGAGCCGUGGGGUCAAGAAAUAGUCUGUUGGUGAUCUGCUCAUGCAACAACAGGGCAUGACCAUUCCCGGUCUAGUUGAGCUUGGAUGAGCUGGUUGGGGGAGGGGGGAGAAAUAACCUAGGGCGGGCGUUGUUGUUCGAAUAUGAGGUAUCAGUUUGUUGGAGAGUGAGUGAGCUAGAGAGAACAUUCGAACGACCGGCGUACGAGAUGUGUCUGAUCGGGCUGCCUAGGUGUUAACUUAACUCAUGCGUAAAUUGC